GGGCCCUAUAUCGCGGUCCACGACUUAUGUCUGUCUGUCGGUCCCCGAGAGACGCUGGGGUUACUUGGGCCCAACGGUGCGGGGAAAACCACCACGUUGAGGAUCAUGCAAGGUGAGCGGGCGGGCUCGGGCAGUGUGUUGGUGUGCGGUGUUGAUCUGGCCGCCGAGCCCUCCCGAGCCGCGCAGCUGGUGGGCAUCUGCCCCCAACACGACGUGCUGUGGCCCUCGUUGACUGGCAUGGAGCACGUGAGGCUCUUCGGCAGGAUAAAAGGAUUACGAGGCUCAGCGCUGGAGGCGGCAGUGGCUGGCGGUCUGGACGAGGCCGGCCUGCGGGAUGUAGCCGAUCGGCCGGCAGGGUGCUACAGCGGCGGCAUGCAACGCCGCCUGAGCGUCGUGUGCGCGCUGGUGGGCUCCCCGCGGGUGCUGUACCUGGACGAGCCUUCCACAGGUCUGGAUCCGGCCUCCCGGAGGCUGCUGUGGAAGGCAGUUCUGGCCGCCAAGCGCCGCUGCGCCAUCGUCCUGACCACCCACUCGAUGGAGGAGGCUGAGGCGCUCUGCGACCGCCUGGGGCUGGUGGUGGGCGGAUGUCUGCGCUGCAUCGGCAGUCCGCAGCAGCUGAUGGCCAGAUAC
This is a messenger RNA of Volvox carteri f. nagariensis, 630 nucleotides long. RefSeq lists its product as uncharacterized. The record is from RefSeq and is a predicted model, not a curated record. The annotation marks the transcript as partial. Lineage: Eukaryota; Viridiplantae; Chlorophyta; Chlorophyceae; Chlamydomonadales; Volvocaceae. Gene Ontology annotation, biological process: lipid transport; transmembrane transport. Gene Ontology annotation, cellular component: intracellular membrane-bounded organelle; membrane. Gene Ontology annotation, molecular function: ABC-type transporter activity; ATP binding; lipid carrier activity. The transcript is spliced from 5 exons.